This is a messenger RNA of Nerophis lumbriciformis (worm pipefish), 5646 nucleotides long. The record is from RefSeq and is a predicted model, not a curated record. NCBI's taxonomy places the organism in Eukaryota, Metazoa, Chordata, Actinopteri, Syngnathiformes, Syngnathidae.
AUGUCUGCCUGCAGCACAUUCACUGAACAUGUGUGGAAACCAGGCGAGUGCAAGAACUGCUUUAAGCCAAAGAGUCUGCACUGCACUCAGAGUAGUGGAGAGAAGCCUCGACCUGAGCGCAGACUUCCAACAUCUCAACAACAAAAUCCCCCCCAUGCUGUGACCAGAACCAACUCGAACCUUGCCAACAACUCCCAUAGGCCUGGGAGUGCGACUGCCCGUUCAGGACACUUCCGUCCACCAGUGGCAAAAAAGCCAACCAUCGCUGUUAAACCCACUAUGAUGCUGCCAUGCUCUUCAAUAGGGUCGAGUUCAAAUGACAAUUUGCAAAGUCCACCAUCUGUUUUGGAGCCAGGCAAAACUUCAGCUUUUAUGGUCUGGAACCGCAAUGGGGUAAACUGUAGAAGGACCAGUGGUACAAGCAAUAACAAUGAAGGUGAGGAUGAAAUUGAGGGUUAUGAGCAACUUAGUCCAAGGACCCCGAGUGGAAAUAACAACAGUGGACUGACCGAUGUCUUAAAAGAGAUUGCUGGAUUAGGCCCUGGUCCUAGCCUAACGCCAGUCUCAAAAGACUUAUUUUGGGGACGAAUCAGUAGCUCAUACCAAAGGUCAUUAGAAAGAGGCCUUCCAGCUACAGGCUGUUUGGCUAUGGGAAGUUGCAUUAGUGGUGAUGGUAAUACUAGUCAAAAACGGGUAUCUCUGAGUGAUAGCACAGAGAUAAUCAGCACAGAGGGUGGUCGCUUUUGCUACCCCGAAUUUUCAAGUGAAGGGGAAGACGAUGAGGAAGAGGAGGAAGAUGAGGAUGAAGAGUCUGAGAGAGAUGAUGAGCGUGAAAGCUGGGAUGAAAGUGAUGAAGAGUUACUUGCUAUGGAGAUCCGUAUGAGAGGCCAGCCACGGUUUGCAAAUUUUCGUGCUGCCACCUUGUCCCCCGUGCCCUUUGCUGCAAGCAAAAAGUGGAAUACAGUUCCUCUCCGCAAUCGUUCUUUACAACGGAUUUGUGCAGUGGACUAUGAUGAUAGCUAUGAUGAAAUUUUGAAUGGGUACCCCUCCAUGAAUUCCACUGGAGUUAUUCCACAUUACGGGUCUAAUGACUGUCAAGGUAGUGGUUUCCUUACCAAUUCAGAGUCUACAAUUUCUCCAGGAUCAUCUUCGUCUCUACCAGAAGAUUCUCAGACUACAUCGAGCUCUGAGAGCAGUGUGUCGUGUGCUCAUCAAAACGGAUUGCAAUCCCCCGCAUGUGUCAAAUCCCCUAUUCCCUGGACUUCUCCUGUGAAAAAAGAGCCUGUUCACAGAGCGCUGAGUCCAAUCAAAGUUACAGAAACGCACAAGGCCGUUCUGGCUAUCCGACUGGAUGAUCAGGAUCAAUCAGCGUCCAUGCCCCAGGCCCUUCCUGGCCAACCAGUUACUAUCAGUUUCAGUCCCACAGAGGAGCAAGCAAAGCCUUACCGUGUUGUAAAUUUGGAAAAAUCACUUAUUUGUAAACCUUAUACUGUUGUCGAUGUAUCAGCUUCCAUGACCAAACAAGAUGAACAUUUAGCAGGUUCUACCCAGAAGCACAAAAAACAGCCGAUGCCCUCGAGUCCAAAAUCAUUUUGUAGCACCUCUGUGAGUCAGCCACUGUCUCCGGCAUCUGUUCUACCAACAUCACCCACAUCUGUGGUCCAUUCAAAUGCAUCGAGAAAAAAAUUAGGAAGUAUGCGUUACCAAGAAGUUUGGACAUCGAGCACAAGUCCUCGUCAAAAGAUCUCCAAAGUGGAUUUGGGGAAUGGUAACACAGCAGGCCAGUCUAUACCUUCUCAACAUUUCAGUCACAAGUCAGCUCCUACAUCACCGGUUGCUGGGCUGUCUUCUUCCCGAACUGUACCGGUGAAAUCCCCCAAUUUAUCAGAGAUUAAAUUCAACAGUUUCAAUAAUGCAGGCAUGCCGCCAUUUCCUAUUAUUAUACGAGAUGAGCCAGCAUAUGCCCGCAGCUCCAAGAAUGCUGUCAAGGUACCAAUAGUUAUCAAUCCCAGUGCUUACGACAAUUUAGCUGUGUAUAAGAGCUUCUUGGGACUUCAUGGGGAGUUGACACAGGCGAAAGCGGUCGGUAGUAGAGUGGCCAGCCAUACUUACGAAGAGAUUGGGUCCUCCGAGAGUGUCCAGUCAACCUCGACAGAUAAAACCCUCUCUGGCAGAGGCACAUCUGAGAGAGCAUCUUUGGAUGAAACGAAAGCUUCGUGUGAAGGAGCAGUUAAAGCGCCCAUUUUGCAACCUAGAACCACUACAGACCCGAGCACUGUGACUAGCACUGUGUUGAGCUCUCCAGCUGUGGCUCUUUCUCCCACUACAUCACUAAAUUCACACCCCUUUCUUGCUGAAAAAAGUAGUCCCACUGUCAUUACAGUAACGGCCAAUUUCAGUAAGGAUAAUCAUACAGAACAGUCUUCCUCUUCAUUGUCUGGAUUGAACCAUCAAGUGGAUGCCAGUGCUGUUCUCUCACAAAUUGUAGCUUCAAUCCAGCCACCCCAGUCUCCUCCAGAGUCACCGUCUGCCAAUGACAAAACCUUCAGUUCUGAGGAACUUUACGCCCUUCCACCCGAUGCCAUAAAGGAGACCCUUACACGGCCAAAGUCGCUGUUUUCUACAAAUGAUGCAAUAGUUUCCAAGCCUAUAAAAGAUACCCUCUCAAAAGUUCUGUCAAAAUCUCAGAGUGCCUCUGCUGCCGUACCUCUUUCCACAAGCCGGUCAGAGCCUAAUGCCCCUUUCCCUCCUCCCAGGUCUACAUCUUCCCCUUAUCAUGCAUCAAACAUCCUCCAGAGACAUUUCAACAACUGGACAAAGAGCUCUGCUUCCAGUUCUCCUGUGCGCUCAAGCGAAGGUGAAGCCCGUCUGAAUGGUGAAGGGAAGCGUAAUCAAUCAGAGAGUGCAAAACCCAAACGAUGGAUCUCAUUUAAGAGUUUUUUUCGUCGGCGGAAAGAUGAGGAUGAGCAGAAAGAGAAGGUGGAGAGAGAGAAGGAAAAGGGCAAGCUGGUCGGGCUGGAUGGAACUGUCAUUCACAUGCUUCCACCCCCACCAGUACAGCAGCGACACUGGUUCUCGGAAGCAAAACCUGAGGAUCCCUCACAGAAACCAACCAUUGUGUUUACCUAUAAAAUGGAAAGUGGAUGCACCGCAAGUGGGGGAGCAGAGCUACAAGUAGAAGAAUGUAAAGAGACUGCAAUAUUAACAGCAAGUGAUGGUGAGAAGUCCAGACCUUUGAGCCCUGAGCAUCAACCAUCAGUACCAGAGGUCACUGACGUUCCUGUCAACGACGUUAGCCAGGUACCAGUAAGUGCCAACAAUUUGGUGCCCAGCGUCACCCCUCUCCCUGCCAGUGUGAAUCUGGGCCUGGUGUUUGGGGACAACGUAGAGGCUCGCGCCAACCAGGUUACCUCGGCCAGCGAACGUAGCGCUAGCCUCGGAGAGCCAGAGGAUGACGGGAAUCAGUCUCAUCACUCACACUCGCCUGCUUCCAGCCAGUGCAGUGCCACCUACAGUAACCUUGGUCAAUCUCGAGCCAACAUGAUCCCGCUGAAACAGCCUCGCAACAUGAAGGCGUCCAAUGAUACUUUGGCAUCCAUCGACCUUGAGGGCCUUGCCGAGCAACCAGAGCCUAAGUCAACUCCGCCACCCUUACCGAAAAAGGCAGUUCCUCGCUCCAUCACAGACCCCAGCCUGGCUACCAAGGAGCCACUCCAAGGAGCCUUCCGACCGAGGGCGGAAGCCAAACCUGGUGGGACCAACCUAAGUGUUGCCAACCCGCUAUAUGACCUGGACACCACCUGGGAGACAGCGAGUCAGAGCUCCUCGGUCAGCAUCCACGAUCAGGAGAGCGGUGACUCCCUGGAACGGCCGUCAGUCGCCAUUAGCAAAGCAUGCCCGUCCAACAGCAUGUCUUCGUUGCUGUCUCAGCCCAGUAGUACAGUUGGCGCCUCCAGAGACAGGAAAGUCUACCCGAGCACUGAAUCUCUCAGCGGGAGGAAUCGCAAAACGGGACAAAGUGCUGCCCCUGCCAAACAUCCAAGGCCCGCACUUUACCGGGGUCUGGACAGCUGGGAUGAGGUGGUAGGCAGGAUCAGGGGCCUCCACACAGACACUCUACGGAAGCUGACGUCCAAGUGUGAAGAUCGUUUCAUGGCUGGCCAAAAGGAUCACUUGAGAUUUGAAACUGACAGCUGGUCCGACUUCAGGUUGACCACUGGGAAACCUUGCUGCGAGGCCGGAGACGCUGUCUACUACACCGCUUCGUACGCCAAGGAUCCGCUGGUCAACUACGCCAUUAAGAUUUGCCGAAGCAAAGUAAAGGACACACAGCAGCAGUUCUUCCACAGUCUGGCCGUGAGGCAGAGCUUAGCCUUGCACUUCAACAUCCAGCAAGACUGUGGACACUUCCUGGCUGACGUCCCCAGCAGCAUGCUCCCUUGGGAAGAGGAGGCAGAAGAAGAGCAGGAAGCAGGGGAUGAGAAGGAGGAUGGAGAUGUCUUGAAAGAAAGAGAAGUUAAAUCAGAAACAAAGCUGACCGAAUCCAAACAUCCAAAUGGCGAGUUAGAUGAGACGUCAGCGGGUGCCCACGUCAGUGCCGGCGGUCGCUUGAGGAGCCAUGUGGUGGUCAUCACACGGGAGGUUCCUUUCCAGACGGUGGCUGACUUUGUCCACCAAGGCAUGUCCCGGCACGUCCAAAACCCGGAGCUGUAUGAGCGUCAGGUGUGCCUCCUGCUUCUCCAGCUCUGUUCGGGCCUGGAGCACAUGAAGCCUUACCAUGUAACGCACUGUGACCUUCGUCUGGAAAACCUGCUUCUGGUUCACUGCCAACCCAGCAACGCCGGAACUGCUGACCCUGUCGAGCCCAACAACAACAGCGGGUGGAAAUCCGCCUGCACCAACGCCGCCAACUCCACCUGCCCUGCCCGCCUUAUCAUUAGCAACUUCUCCCAAGCCAAACAAAAGAGCCCUCUCAUGACCACCGACCCCGGAGCUCCUCGCGAUCGCUCUCGACUGGCGCCAGAAAUUAUCACAGCCACUCAAUUCCGCAAGUGCGACGAGUUCCAGACUGGGAUUCUCAUCUACGAGAUGCUGCACCGGCUGAACCCGUUCGAGGAGACGCCGGAUCUCAAGGAGCGAGAGUACACCUGGGCUGACCUACCACCCUUGCCGGUCCGAUCGCUGUACUCGCAGGGCCUGCGGCAAUUGGCCCGGUUACUGCUUACAGUCAACCCCUCGGAAAGGAUCCGAAUGUCGGAGGCUCGGGGAUGCCUGCAAUGCCUGCUCUGGGGACCCCGUGAGGACUUGUUCCAGGCUCUGGGCUGCAGCAGCACCUCGGGGUCAUCGUCGUCGGCCGCCUCUGGCCAGCGCCAGGCGACUCUCCAGAACUGGCUGGACCUGAAGCGUACACUGAUGAUGAUCAAGUUCGCAGAGCGCUCCAUGGACUCUGCUUGCGGCGUAAGCUUGGAGGACUGGCUCUGCUGCCAAUAUUUGGCCUUUGCUACCACAGAGAGCCUGAGCCGGGUAGUGCACAUCCUGCAGCAGCCGCAACCCCCAACCCAGAACCCAAACCAGUCUGACACCACCAGGCAGAACCAUAUCCAUUCAGCACACACUUUCCACCGAACUCAGUCUCAGCCGCUCUGA